AUGGUGGUGUCCAACGCAUGGCAUGAGAUCAUGGAAGACACCACUUUCCCCUCCACAGCCACUCUGCAUGCAGCUCCUCCCAUGGCCGCCCUUCCCCAAGCACUCCCCAAACCCUCCCUGCAGGCUGUGGGCUUCUCCCAUUAUAGGCCCCCAGUGUCUGCCCCGCAGGCCAAUGCCACAUACGAAACGCUCCAGAAAAGAUGUUGCAAAACCGUCUCACCUGAAAGUACCGCUAGGCUUCACUGCUGCUACGUGGUUAUCCUGCUUCUCACCACAGCUUCUGCUUUUACCGUUGGUUUCUUAUUGAAACCAAUUGCUAAGAGAUGUGAACCUUGCUCUGCCACCUGCCCAAGAGACUGGAUUGGAUUUGGAAGUAACUGUUUUUAUUUUUCUGAAGACAUGAGGAACUGGACAUCCAGCCAGGCCUCCUGUGUGGCACUAGUGGCCCAGCUAGCUCGAUUUGACAGCCUGGAGGAGCUGAAUUUCCUGAAGCGAUACCAGGGGCCUUCGGACCACUGGAUUGGACUUCACAGAGAGUCAGUAGAACACCCUUGGAUGUGGACAGACAAUACUGAGUAUAACAACUUGCUUCCCAUCCAAGCAAGAGGAGAACGUGCCUUCCUGAGUGACAGAGGGAUCAGCAGCAGCAGGCACUAUACUUACAGGAAGUGUACUUUAAAGUGCCCAGGGAUCAGUACUUUUAAAUCCACGGGAGAAAACGUUUCAAAACAUCCAUGA
Molecule: messenger RNA, 738 nt
Organism: Phodopus roborovskii (desert hamster)
Lineage: Eukaryota; Metazoa; Chordata; Mammalia; Rodentia; Cricetidae
Product: C-type lectin domain family 2 member E
Exons: 5
Coding region: 1-738 (245 amino acids)
Cellular component (GO): external side of plasma membrane
Source: RefSeq, a predicted model, not a curated record